AUGUAUUCUACUAUCUUUGAUAAAAAAAUAACCCAAGAAAAUACUGAAAACGAUUAUAAUGAGCGAGAAAUCGAUUGGAUUAAAUCUUGUCAAUUAGAGUUCGGGCUUAUUUUUUCAGAUUACGGCCUAGAAAAAGCAGCAAAACAAGCCUUCGACAUUGUCAAAUUACACGAUAUGAAAUUCAAUGAUAAAAAAUCUCAAAAAACAUAUAGCUUAUCACAGCAUAACUUGAAAAAGGAAGCUUUCAUUGCAUCCAAUGGUAUUUCGACCGAAUCAAACUUUAUAUACUUCGUCGAAAGGUUUUUAAAAUCGGGGCUGAGUAACAGUCCAAUAAAAUAUUGGUUUGAUGAUGAAGAAAGCAAAUUGGCCAUUUAUUUUGGAGUCUAUAGCGAACAAUUGAUACUGGAUAUACCUAUAAAGCCGAGAAAAUUAUAUUCAGAAAAAAUUAAAAAAGCAUUGAAAGAAGAUAAACCGUAUCCAGAAUUAGAAUAUCUCUUUAAACAGUAUGGUUAUUUCUAUCAAUCCAAAGUUACAAUCGGAGCAAAGCUUGAUCGGAUAUUUGAAUUCUAUUCAAAAGACUUUGGAGAUAAAAUCAAUAAGUCGAAUUUAAAGAAAGAUGACUUACAAUCAUAUCUGGAAGAAUUCAAGAAAUCCGUAAAACCAUUUGACAGUUCAUAUUUAUGCGAUUAUAACUUAGAUCCAAUAAAAACAAAGAAUAUUGAAAAAUGGCUUGCCUCAAUUCCCGAUCGUAUAACCGAAUGGAGAGUAAUUAAACGACAAGUCACGCCUUUAUAUCAUAUUCUGGGAGAACCUAUCCGCAAGCAAGUUGAUUAUUUACUUGGAUCGGAAAGCCGUAUUUUGAUGUCUGGACGAGAUCAAGUCAACAAUUACAAAUGGAUAAAAUUUACGGAGCCACUUCAUAAAGCUAACUACCAUAUUUUUGGUCGUAUAAUUAGUGAAAGUGGAGAUGAACACAUAAAAGCUGUUCCAAAAUUUAAGUAUUUUGAUGUGGGAGGCUUCGGAAUUUCAAUCGAAUCAUCUGAAAACAAGGACGAAACACAAGAGCAUACAGUAGUUUGGAUAAUGGUUGGAACCCCUUAUGAAAUUAAAUAUUCUGAUCCAUCCAUUCGCAACAUAGAAAUCGUUAUUGGUUCGACUCCAAUCAAGGAAAGAGAAGUAGAGUUAAACAUUAAUCAAAUUCUUUGCCCAGGCUAUAUUCUCACAGCGUCAUUUAUUUAUCCCUAUUCAAACGUCGAACCAAACUUUGUUUUUAAAAUUUCAUCCUGGUCGAGUCGAGGAAUUAUUACUCUCGAAAUAACUCGUCAAACACCAAGUGAAUGCAAUUUAUUUGAUAAUGAGGAAAAAGCAAUGACAUUGUCUUGGUGUUUGAUUUUAGUCGCACCAACGAAAUUCAAAGAA
Molecule: messenger RNA, 1419 nt
Organism: Ambispora gerdemannii
Lineage: Eukaryota; Fungi; Glomeromycota; Glomeromycetes; Archaeosporales; Ambisporaceae
Source: the annotation of a GenBank genome assembly